AUGUCGUCCAACGAUCCCGCCGCAGCGCGUCGGCUGCUGCCACAAAGUGCACAUGUGAACUCGUUCUCUUUCGUGCCACCGACAUACCAACCUCCAAGGGAGACCCAAAAGAACUAUGUUUUCGUAGACGAGCACAAUCGACACAAGCGGCUGAAGGUCAUGAGAGCUUGUGAGGGUUGUCGGAGGAGGAAAAUUAAAUGCGAUGCCGCCACCACAAAUACAUGGCCUUGUUCGGCCUGUAUUCGUCUGAAGCUUCACUGUGUGCGCCCCAAUGCUCAGUAUGAAGGGUCGCCAGAGGAAAGUCAACCAUACGAGCCCACGAGAGCCGAGUUCGAGGCUGGCCAAGAGAGUUUUAGGCAAAUGGCGAUGCAGCAACCUUCACCACAACACAUGAUGGCCAGUGGCCACCCUAAGCCGACUCUGUACGCCUCGCAACCCGGCCCGUAUUCUAACCAUCAAGCACUAUAUCCCCUCACACAAUACGGCGACGCAACCCCGGUACAGCAGCACAUACCAUAUGGAUCGGUACCACCGCCUCCCGUCGGCGUUUUAGAUCAAUCUUAUGCGCCACCCAAUGUCUUUCCAACACCACCAUUGCCAGAGAUAUCUGCUUCCCACUCUGGCUCGUCGCCCGAAUCUUAUCACGCUGAUCAAUAUGGGCAGCAUGACUUGGCAGAUCUCCUUGGCCCGUUGAAGCUCGAUGAGAGGGGUACAGCACCUUAUCUGAAUAACAAACAAGCUUUAGCUACACAAGAGGAAGAACCCGCUGUUGAAGAUGCUGACGAUUAUAAGAAUGCCUUACCACCUGUGCUUACUAGACCCGGAUCUAAGAUAAGGAUACCGCCAGAGCUCAUGCCAGAUGAAGACACGAUUCUGCGUUAUUUCGAUCUCUAUUUUACCCAUGUGCACCCAUAUGUACCCGUUCUCAACAAGGCGCAGUUAUACCGUCAGUGGAGUACGAAUCGAGACUCCCUCUCACCUUUAUUAUUAGAAGCAAUAUUUGCCGUCGCCGAACGGCUUGCCGAUGAACCUGCACAAGGCCAGCAGUGGAUAGCUCUCGCCUCAAAGCAUGCCGACUUCUUCAUGGACGUGCCCCGCUUGAGUACUCUCCAAGCACUUCUCAUCAUCCUCAAGGCCCGGGAGGCUGUUCCAAAACGUGGCUACUAUUAUCGGUCCUGGAUGUCUAUAGUUCAUUGCGUCGCCAUGGCGAGGGAUCUUGGUCUCGACGAGCACUGCCAGAAUCACAAAGCCGGAAAGCCGUGCGGUUCAGCGCCAGCUGAUUGCCUAACGAAAACACGUGUAUGGCAGACGAUAUUCAUCUGCGAGACCAUGAUCGCUGCGCCCCAAGGUCGAAAUGACUUGUCUGUUGAGCUAGAAACCCUCGAGUUCAACAUCCCUCAACCCAUGCCUGGUAUUGAAGAGGAUGAACAUCAAGUAUCACGUAAUUUUAUCUUCUUCGUUAGGAUUGUGCGAAUGAUUCACAAAAUGAACACCAUAUAUCUCAAGGUAAAAAAGAAGAAGGACUGGGGUUUAGACCCCGAAUUCGUCCAGCUCAAUCCACAGCUCCGGUCUUGGUUGAACGAACUGCCGCCACAUAUGGUAAUCACAUUCUCCCCAGAUGGAUCGCCGCCCUGGAUAUCAUCGCAUUUCAUCGGAAACAUGCACUCAUAUUACCAUUUGGCCACCAUCCUCCUUCAUCGACCACAGCUUUCCUUCUUGGAGCCCAUGGGCAUCGAUGGGCAGUGGAAAGAGCAUAUGAUGGUCUCAUAUGCUUCUGCAAAAGCUCUUUGCCGCUUGCAAGAGUCCAUGCUACAAUCCUUUGGGUUGAGUGGACUGCAAUGCAUGCAAAGAGGUAUUAGCUUCACGAUCUAUGCCAUAUUGUCCUGCAUCGUUCUUCAUCUUGUUGCAUUAACGUCUCCAGAUCCAGACAUCAAUACCGAUGCUCGUGAUUAUUUUACACGCCAUAUGAGGAUUCUCGAGAGAACCAUGGGAUCCUGGCCCCUUCCAGAAAUGCUAAAACAGAUAGAUGCCGUAAGGGAGGCAUUCUCUGCAGAUACAAGGAAACCAUUCGUCCUAAAGCCCAGCUUCCCGUAUGGUAGUCCACAUCCUAGUACGCAAUCGAGUCCACCUCGUAUGACAACUUUUAAGCCCCCCAUGUUGCGGACCAAUUCUUUGGAUCCAAAUCUGGACGUACACGGUGGUCCUCAUUCACACGUCAGUUAUCACCCCAUAACGCCCAUCUCUGUUGGAUCCGCGGACGGCAAGAGUGACUCUCCUUCUGUACAGUCGCUCUCCAUGAUGGGUGCAGGCCAAAGCACGCAACCGCCUCUUUCCCACACGCUACCGCUGGUAGACCCUCCUUCCUGGAACCCAUCUCGAAUAUUUGAUCAAUGGAAUUCAACGUUUGGUACGCCGCUUCCACCCCAACCGACUUCGGUGACUCCACAGUCAAGUUCUCUAAACGUUUCCUCAGGUGCUCCCGAAGUCCCAACUACUCAGGACAUGGCCAUCGCCAAUGCAUCCCUGUCGGCCCCGCCGCCACAGUUACACCCCCAGCAGUACUCGGCGCCACCUGUACAGGCCUUUGUCACGCCGGCCAUGUGGCAAGAGUCUGUAGCGAGUGUAUACGAAUCUGGUGGUCUCAAGAGACACUGGGAUUACGACAGCAGUGCCUCUAUAUCCGAGACGUUGAAUAAACGGCGAUAG
Xylaria bambusicola is the source of this 2706-nucleotide messenger RNA. Its product is annotated as fungal-specific transcription factor domain-containing protein. Gene Ontology annotation, biological process: DNA-templated transcription; regulation of DNA-templated transcription. The transcript is spliced from 8 exons. Lineage: Eukaryota; Fungi; Ascomycota; Sordariomycetes; Xylariales; Xylariaceae. Gene Ontology annotation, molecular function: DNA binding; DNA-binding transcription factor activity, RNA polymerase II-specific; zinc ion binding. The record is from RefSeq and is a predicted model, not a curated record. Bases 1 to 2706 code for a protein of 901 amino acids.